UUCCGAAGACUCCCGACAGAGUUUCACCAGCGGCUGGCGGCCGCCUCCCUAGACAGACCUAGCAUCCACCCGCAUUCAUUGUGCCGUACUUAACACAACAGCAGGUAGCGAUACCAGUAGCAUGGAACUGGUGCCCCCGAUCCGUCCUUCAAGAUGUCGUUGAUCACCGCGUCCAAAAUUGCCCACCGCGCCCGAUGCGCCAACUCUGCCUCCCCCCAUGCACUGGGCCUCGCAGGGGCCGUUCAGCUUCAUCGCCUCUUAGAGCAGCAGCAAAUCCGCCGAUUCCGGUUCGGUCGUCGCUGGCCUUCCUAUAUCGACCCCGACUUGCCCCGCGACAUAUCCUGUCGCCAACGCCGGCUAUGGAGCAAGCUCGACGACAUGUACGAUACAAGACUGUCAUGCGACCGAAAAAAUGGCACCAAAGACGACCAACAAGACGAACGGCGUGCAAUCAGUCGCCUGUUCUCCGACCUCUGGCAGCCGAAAGAUGAAGAUGGCGCUGCUGGGGGGAGUCGUGUACAUGCCGAUUCCCAGCCAAGGACCUCGGGCAAUCCCGCCGACAUCCGGCCAGGGCAGAACACUGAAGAUGUUGAACAGGAACCCUUGAACCACAUACUACUUUUUGGUAGGGAAGCUAGACGCCGCCGAAAACGUAACAAGUCUUCCCGCACAGUCUGGUGGUCAAUGCAUAUGUACAACCAACGGCCGAAGGAGGAUAUGCAUUCCAACCCAGAAGUUCCUUCCAGUGCUGUACCUAGUGUUGUUUACCAGCCCGACGCUGAUUACAUCAUUGAUCCAAUCACGAACCGCAAAGUUCCCAAAGCUGCCACUGGCACCACCUAUCCCAUCUUUGACAGCAUAGCCGAGUCUCCCACAGUUCGAGCGCCCGAAUCCGACACGUCUCUAUUUUCGCCUUCAUCUGCCUCAAAGUUUGAGGAUGCUCAGGAUCCAAGUUGCCGUGACAGUAAUCCCCUGUCAGCCGACUCCCACAGUUCCGAUCGACUUGCAGCCGAGCUGAAGAGUUACAGUCAAGUUAAACUGGACUCAAGGCCGUGGGAAUCGGAAAGCGGCUCAGCCGAUUCCCAGCCCGGUAAUACUGCCGCCUCUGAGCCUGUCCUAGAAAGUGAAGAGUGCGUGGCAAACCACGGUGAUCCCCCUAUACCCGGUCUUCCCAAAACCGGAAACAGGGAUGACCAGUGGGUGCUCUGGAGUAACCCCGUUUCUCAAUCGUCUGAGAUCCGAGCUGUCGACUCUUGGAUGCUGGGACCAGGAAAUCGCCAAUACCCCGGCCUUCACAAACCCGAACCUGCGCCGGAAAAUGAUGCUCUCGCGGCCGAUAAAGCUGCCCCGCAGGAUCACGACGACUUGGCCGACUACACUGCUGUUCGGUCGCAUGAACCGGAUGGAAACUACAACACUACUUCGGAUCCAAUGGUGAGCCAAGAGGAGUUGAGCAAGUAUCAGCCAUUCCGCAGCCACGAGCCCGAUGGAAAGUAUGCAGCCAACAACUUGGAAGAACUUGCUCCAGACGCCGCAGAGUUGGCCAGCUACAGCAAGCCCUUCCUGAGUCAUGAACCAGAUGGCAUUUAUGCUGCGCAUCACGCUGAAACGGGGAAUGAUAUGGCCGAUCUAGAUCAGUACCAGGCUUUUCGCAGCCACGAGCCGGAUGGAAAAUACGCUGCCAGAAACAACUUGCCGGAUGUUGAGCCAGCAGAUCUCAGUGAUUACGGGAAGUACGCUGUCGAAAAAGCGACUUCUGGGCCGGAGAAUUCCGAGCUAGGUCAAUAUCAAGCCGUCCGGAGCUACGAGCCAAAUGGGAAGUACGCCGCGGACGCCGAGCCUACCGCCGAAACCUCCGGCGAGGCUUCGGACCUCGGCUACCAUGAGGCAUAUGGCUACGAGGAUUCGGAGACGAGUUCAUCGCCAGCACGAAGCCAAGGGAGCGAGAGUUGGCCGCCAAGUAGCGAAGACCUUUUGUCCUCCGAGCCUAAGACAGAUGAUAAGACGCAUUACCAGCAGAUGUUGGAGACGCUGAUGGCGCGGUCUGCGGCCGAGCCGGUUCACACUGACACGGAUCGGCAUUUCACCCCCUCAACAACUAAACCUUCGGAAAAUACCGCAGCACACCGUGAGACAGUGCCCAAGGUUUUGACAGGCAAUUAUGUUCGUGACUUCCCAGAAGACUUUGCCCGGUCAUGGAGUUCAGAUAUUUCCAACAUUGCCCUCAAACAGCAGGAGAUGCAAGGUACAACCUCAGAUACAGUUGAUGGUGGCUCUCCGAGCAAAAGAGAAUCUGUCUUGCAGCCCGCAUUAGACCGGUUGGGGGUGACGGGGCAACAGAUUUCCGGAAGUGAUUCCAGCCUGACUGGUCCCUCUCCAACCGAGCCAGAGCUAGCCUCGCUGGCACAGUCUCCCUGCAUACCCGUUCAGGAAGCCACGACAACGGUCUACAAGAUUCUCGUCUAUGACCCAACCAUGCAGUGCAUUGAUGUUGGCGAAACCACCUCUAUCGUCCCCGACAUCGCUGCUCCGCUGACGCCGGCUGAGGUUCUCCUUCGCAUCUCCAACCCUGCAAAGUUCUUUCCUCACUUUGCGCCCCUCCAAGCUCAAGGUUUUGAGAUUGUGUCUGGUGGCGGGGACAUUCUCAUUUUUCGCAAGGUCCGAGACGCGGUCGUCAUGCCCGAACCGGAAACUUUGGACUCACCGAUACCUACGAACCCUCCUCCGCCCGCUAUCAAUCCAAUUGACAUGACCGGCGGCACCCGUGACUACAACAUCGCCGCUGGCCGCUUCGCCAGCCCUACUGGCUUUGUUAACUACGACCUUCCGCCCUUAGGCUCGGUGCCCCCGGCUGGGGCCCCACAAAGCCCUCGCUUCGAGUCGGGCAUUGAUGUACGACGGGAAGAGCCUGUUUUUAGCGGGCAGACAACCACCGAAUACUCUGGCAACACCAAAGAAAAGACGAGAAGUCUCCCCAAGCGGCUUCUUCUCGGCGCUGCUUGGGUCGGGGGCAUCUCUUACUCACUCGGCGUGGUUGCGGACUACUUCAAGACGGGCGGCUCAGAUGGGAAAGGUCCAAAGGGCUUCGCUUCCAAGUAGAGUGGCCUGGUAACGGUGUCUGUCACAUUUCUUCCUGUUUUCUUUUCUUUUGUUUCUUGCAUUGGGAAUUUUUCGGUGUCUUUCCUUGUGCUGUCUUUGGGCGGCAGGCAGGUACA
Molecule: messenger RNA, 3215 nt
Organism: Lasiosphaeria miniovina
Lineage: Eukaryota; Fungi; Ascomycota; Sordariomycetes; Sordariales; Lasiosphaeriaceae
Exons: 2
Coding region: 154-3099 (981 amino acids)
Source: RefSeq, a predicted model, not a curated record